Molecule: messenger RNA, 4997 nt
Organism: Thelazia callipaeda (thelaziosis nematode)
Lineage: Eukaryota; Metazoa; Nematoda; Chromadorea; Rhabditida; Thelaziidae
Source: the annotation of a GenBank genome assembly
CUAACGAAAAAUGGAAUAGAACGUGGAGAUAUUGAACCAAAAGUGAAAAAAUCCCGUCAUUCUUACGAGAUUUCAUUUCGUCCAACAGAAGUUGGCACCCAUCAAAUUAUGGUAUAUGUGAAUGAUACCUUACAUCCAAUGUGUCCUUUCCCAAUACGUGUUUACGAUGCUUCUGAAAUUAUCAUUGGUGAAAUCGUACCACAAAGUGCUGUCAAUGAUACUGUAGAAUUUACAGUUGAUGCUGGUCGCGCAGGUUUUGGAAAUCUUGAAAUAGCAAUUAAAGAUAUCGAUGGUAUCAUAAUUCCAUCUCAUGUAGCUCAGCUGGAAACUGGAACUGCCAAGUUUUUGGUAACAUUCAAUCCGACUACUGUUGGCGUGCAUACUGUCAAUAUUACCUUCAACAAGGAAGUGCUUAAAAAUAGUCCAUUUGAAGUGAAUAUCGUUGAAUCAAAAUCUACAGCAGUAACGGCAAGCAAUUGUGCUCAAAAUUUUACAAUGACAAAUUUUAAGGAAAAGGAAGCCAAAAAGAAAAAGCAUUAUUUAGACAAGAAGACAACUGUAUCAAAAAUUCCAUCUUUGAGCCGAGUCGGACGACCAGCACAAAUUUUAAUUGCAAUCGCAGGUGAAGAGCCACUCGAAGUUAUGGUCAAAGAUCCUGAAAAAAAUAUUAUUGAACGUUCUAUAUUUGAUCAUGAGCCAGGCAGUAAAAAAGUAGAGUUUAUGCCUACAAAAGUUGGUGACCAUGAAAUUGAAGUUAAAUAUGCAGGUAAUGAUGUUCAGGGCAGCCCAUUUACUUGUCGCGCAUAUGAUCCAGCCAAAAUUAACGUUGGCAAUAUACCGAAUAGUGUGGUUGACAAACCUGUCCAUUUCAUUGUUGACGCAAGUCAAGCAGGCGUUGGUAACCUAGAAGUAGCAGUUAACGAUGGUCGAAUUCCAUCGAUGGCACAAUCCCUCGGACAACAUCGAUAUGAUAUAUCAUUUGUACCUCUAGAACUUGUUGACCAUACCAUUUCUGUACGCUUCAAUAAUGAACCUGUCCCAGGUAGUCCAUUUGUGUGUCAUUUGGUGGCAUCGCAGUCAGUGACAGUUUCUGGGCCUGGCUUAGAACGGAUUCCAGUGGGACAGAUGGCUCAGAUUUUUGUCUUCCUUGAAGGUAUGAAGGAUAUGUUACCUGAAGUAAGCAUUACUGAUUCACAUGGCAAGGCUGUUCCCGUCAGUAUAUCAAAAAGUGAUUCAGAAGAUGGAAAAUAUAUUAUUUCAUAUGUACCAAAAAAUGUUGGAAAUCAUCAAAUCGAUAUCAGUUGUGAUGAUAAACCUAUCACUGGUUCACCUUUCACCUCUAAAGCAUUUGACGCAAAAUGCGCGAAAUUAUCAUGUUUAGAAGAAGCGUUUGUUGGGCAGCCUUGCACAUUCAUGAUUGAUGCUGCGCGAGCUGGUGCUGGCAAUAUGGAAAUUAUUGUCAGUGUAGAAAAUCGAAAUGUGCCAAACUUUGUACAGGCAGAAGGUCAAGCAAAGUUCAAAGUUUCAUUUACUCCACAAGAAGCCAAGGACCAUCAUAUAAGUGUGCGUUUCAACGGAGAAGCAAUUCCAGGUUCGCCAAUGAUUUGUCCUGUACGUGAAAAAGUAAUGCCAGCAAUUUCUGCUGUAAAACCAUUAAAAAGUAGCGCAGGAUGGGAGCAAGAAAUCCGGUUAGUUGGUGACUUAUCUGAGGGUCAAGUAGGACAAACCAAAGGCUUUAGUAUUGACACGGGUGGACGUAAAUAUGAUUGCAAUGUUGCAGUGACCGAUCCAAAUGGCCAAGAAUUAGAUGUAGAAUUAGAAAAAGUUUACAAUGGAUAUCAUGUACAAUUCAUACCACUUACAUCAGGUGAACAUGAAAUAGAAAUUAUCAUAAACAAUCGACAAUUAGGCAUUGGACCAUUUAUAAUGGAAGUUUCAAAUGCUCCUAAAAUUGCGCGUAUUCCGUCAACUAUUCUCGCUGGCAAGGAACUCGUCUUUGAGCUAGACACAGGUGAUUCUACCCGUAAAGAUAUCAGAUUAGACGUUAAAAAUGUCAAAGGUGAUUUACUUCCAACAAAAAUAGAAACUGGAAGAGAUGGAAUUGUGCGAGCUUUUUGCAGACUUUAUGACAUGGGUCGUUAUUCCGUUGAUGUUUACAUAAAUAAUAAAGUAUAUGGCGAACGACAGUAUGUUCGAGUCAUUGAAAAAGGUCAGGGAGUAGUGCUAGUAAGUGAAAUUGAACAAGGUCGAGUUGGAUGGUCAUCCAAAUUAAUCUUACGGACUGAAUCUGAUGCUGCCAAAUAUCUUUCUGUUAUAAUCGUUGAUUCACAGCGUAAUCAAGUGCCAGCAUCACUGAGAAAUUUACCAGAUCAAAUCUGUGAAAUUGAAUUUACACCACGAAUAGAAGGUGUGCACACUGUAUCAAUAUUAGUGGGUGAUGAACAUAUUCAAGGUAGUCCGUUCAAUAUCAAUGUUCUGGAUUUGAGCGCUGUUCGAGUGAUUGGUUUGAAGAAUGAUCCUGUUGGUGUUGAACAGCGAUUUAAUGUUGAUUGGUCAAAUUCUGGAGGGACCAAUGCUACAGUAAGAGUAACAUUCGGAGGUAAAGAAGUUUCUUGUAUGAUAAAACAAAUCAAACCAGGUUUACACGUAUGCUCAUUUAUACCACGUCAGGUUGGAUUACAUCUGAUCGAUGUGUUGAUCGAUGGAAUGCUUUUGCCAGAAUGUCCAUAUGAAUGCAUUGUGAGUGAUAUGGGAUCAGUACGUGCACGUGGAGAUGCGUUGACACGAGCUCAACGUGGGAAAACUGCUCGUUUCGAAGUUUCAAUGGCUGAUACGGCACGUGGAGAAUUAGAUGUAAUGGUUGCAGAUACACGUGGAAGACCACUACCAGUUCGAUGCUAUAAACAACACGAUGAUAGUUAUUGGGUAGAAUUCACUCCCGAAAAUAUUGGCCUUCAUCGAAUUGAAGUGACAGUAGCUGAUACGCCAAUAGUUGGUAGUCCUUUUGUAUGCCUCGUUGUUGAUCCAAAAAAAGUUCUUGUCAAAGGUAUCACAGAACCGUUCAUUCUUAAACAACCCGCAAUAAUCAGUGUUAAUCGACAAAUGGCUGGCGAUGGUGAAUUGACAGUAGAAUUAGCUGAUCCCAAAAAUGAAUCUGUCCCAUUAGAAAUGCAUAAAAGUGCUGAUGGAGAUGAUAUUAUUGAAUUUGUACCCACAAAAGUUGGCCAAUAUCAGUUAACUACCAAAUUAGCCGGAACACCUCAUACAGUGAUAGUUGAAGAACAAGGCAAGCCUACUGUGCGUGGAUCUGCAAUUGAACAUGCAGUAGAAGUAGAACAUCCAGCAAGUUUCAUUUUUGAUCCUAAAAAUGUAAAGGGAAGUGUCAAAGUUGAUAUAAGAGGACCGAAGAAGACGAAAAUUCGCCAUGUAGCAAAUAAAAAUUCUGAUGGAACAACAGAGAUUUUAUUCACACCAUCAGAAGUUGGUCGAUAUAUUGCAAAUAUUGAGCAUAAUAAUCGAGUUAUCACAGGAAAACUUCGUGCGGAAGUUCGGGACUGGGAUGGCAAGUCAGUGGGUGGUUGUGAUGUUGAAUCAUUAGGUUAUGGUAAAUAUCGUAUAGCAUAUUGUCCACAUCAACCUGGAAAAUAUGACAUUUAUUUAUAUUGGUCAGAUAUGGCAGUUCCAAAUGCGCAGCCAUUACACGUAAUUGCUGAAAGCGAACAACCGUCAACUUCGCGUGCUGUUCCGCUUAUGAAUAAUGCUGGAAUAGAAUCAUUUCAUAGUACUAUGAGAUCGCGAGUUGAAGAUCGUUCGCUUCAUGAAGAGAAUAGCACGGAACAUCUCAGAGUAGUUCUACGUGGAGAAGGCUUAUCACGGGCUGUCAGUAAUCAACAAGCCGAAUUUAUCAUUGAUGGUUCAGAUAUCUCCAGAGACGGGCAAGUCUCAUGUUCAUUAUUCGGUCAGAAGGUUGACAUUCCUGUCCGACUUUCUCAUCUGGGAAAUAACGUUUACAAAGCUGUCUACACGCCUUUAAUUACGGGCAUAUAUGAAUUACAAAUUUUGUGGGAUGGUUAUCACGUACGUGGCUCACCUUUUCGUGUACAAGUUGAAACACAUGAAAGUUCCGCAGCAGCAAUAAGCAUUGAUGCAAAUACAUUAAAAAUGGGAGUAAUUAAUGGGGAUGUAAAAACAGUUAUUGACGUGAAAAAAGCAGGACCAGGCCAGUUGUCAGCACAAUGUAUGGGACCAACAAAAUUAGCAUAUUGUGAAUUAUAUGAUCAUCGUGAUGGUACAUUUACUUUAUCCGUGAAACCUUCUGAAAUUGGAAAGCAUACAUUGGUGGUGAAAUAUUCGGAUGAACACGUCUCAGGUAGUCCAUUCACUUUUAACGUAUCUUAUCCACCGGAUGCGUCAAAAGUACGCGUAUUUGGACCUGGAAUUGAACAUGGAAUUCUUUCAACCUUCAAAUCAAACUUUAUUGUGGAAACAAAAGGUGCAGGUGCAGGACAACUUACUGUUCGUGUUCGAGGACCAAAAGGAGCUUUUAACGUUGAAAUGCAACGAGAAAAAAAGCAGGAACGAACAAUUCACUGUAAAUAUGAACCUAAAGAACCUGGGGAUUAUCAAGUAGAAGUUAAAUGGCAUGGUGAACAUGUUCCGGGAUCACCAUUUUUGGUAAUGAUUGUUGAUACAGAACAAGAAUUACAACGAUUUUUACGCGGUGAUGCACCAUCUCCACAACCAGUAACACCGUUUAUUCCACCUGGUUGGAUUGGUACUCCUCCACCACCUCCGUUGUUCCUUGGUGCACCACCACCUCGAGGACCGUUUUUACAAUCUCAUACAGCACCUUUACCACCACCACCACCACCUCCUCUUCAAGGAACAUUAAGUGUUACGCGUCACUCACCUUUGUUACCUUAUGGUACUUUGCCACCACCUCCACCUCAUGCCUUACGCCCUGCAUUACACCCGAGAUUUAUGAGCGGUUACUAAUU